This is a messenger RNA of Leptosia nina, 864 nucleotides long. NCBI's taxonomy places the organism in Eukaryota, Metazoa, Arthropoda, Insecta, Lepidoptera, Pieridae. The record is from the annotation of a GenBank genome assembly.
AUGAGUAGAUGUGCGGCAGACAGAUUAACUAUGGACUGGAGGACGGUUUUAAUGACGCUAGCGUUACUGUACCACGUUGAUGGCUACUCAAAAUACGGUCGAACGUGUAAGGACAUCGGCUGUUUGAAUAGCGAAGUGUGUGUGCUGGCUGAGGAUCCGUGUUCGUUUGGACACUCGUCUAACUGCGGAACGUACCCUACUUGCAAGAAAAAAUCUCAAGUCGCAGGUUCUCAUUCGGAACCAGCUCAGCCAACAGUACCAAGACCGACACCCCAAUCGCCAACAAGAGAUUUCGAUUCACCACCAAAUUAUCCCGCUCCAGCACCACCGUCGAAUACCCAUGGAGGUUCCUCAUAUGGUGGCAAUUCGCCUUAUGGAGGAAGUUCACCAUAUGGAGGGAAUUCGCCUUAUGGCGGAAACUCAGCACACGGCGGUAGUUCUCCGUAUGGAGGGAGUUCACCUUACGGUGGCAACAGUCCCACCUCUCCUUACGGAGGUAGCUCGUCAUAUGGUGGUAAUUCCCCAUACGGAGGUUCUAACAGAGGUGGUAACUCCCCCUACGGUGGUUCCAACCCCAGCUCAGGUUUCGGAUCCGGCGGCAAAAGUCCCCUAGAUAGCAUUUUAAACACCUUGAAUACAUACACGAACGGGCAGGGGGGCCAGGGCGGUCAGGGCCUGUCAAACAUCUUCGGAAACAUCCUCGGAAACCCGGGUUACCAGGCGCCUAACCAAAAUAAGAAUUAUGGACAGAACUAUGCGCGCCAUAGUGGAGCCACGACCAACAAACCAGUGUCGUAUGGCUGGAAUAUUGGUUUGACAGUGAUGACAUACCUCAUAUUCGAAUACUUCAAGAAUGUGAUAUAA